AUGGACGUAAAAAAUGCCAAAAUCCCUCUACUUAGUCGUGCUGUUUUAGUAAUAAAUCAAUGUAAUAAUGUAAUAAUAGUUGCCGAAGCAAAACAUCGUGAAGCCCUUGAAAAAGAAGAGCAAAGAAUUGUUUCACAAAAUGAAUUGGGAAGUUACAUAUUUAACUUAGGAACUACAAUUCCUAACCAACUCAACGAUAUAAUUCAAGAUGCUAUUAUAUGGCUUGAAGGAACCAAGAAGCGAAUAAAAAGAAAUUAG
Molecule: messenger RNA, 258 nt
Organism: Funneliformis caledonium
Lineage: Eukaryota; Fungi; Glomeromycota; Glomeromycetes; Glomerales; Glomeraceae
Source: the annotation of a GenBank genome assembly